This is a messenger RNA of Chaetomium fimeti, 2196 nucleotides long. RefSeq lists its product as uncharacterized. Lineage: Eukaryota; Fungi; Ascomycota; Sordariomycetes; Sordariales; Chaetomiaceae. Gene Ontology annotation, molecular function: protein binding. The transcript is spliced from 2 exons. The annotation marks the transcript as partial. The record is from RefSeq and is a predicted model, not a curated record. Gene Ontology annotation, cellular component: nucleoplasm.
AUGGAUGCGCAGAAUGCUGCCGAGCCCGCCUUCACGAAGCCUGCUGCUUCUCCCAAGCGGCCAGGCAGCGACUCCGAUCACCCCAAGCCCGCCGCCGUAACAAAGUUGUCUAGCGUCGCCAAACCCGAGCUUUCCCACAGAGAGAACAGGCCGAGUGCCUCCUCUGCACGCCCUAGCGAUGAAGAUGGAGCCGCCGACGGGAACUCGGAUGCCGAGACGAUCGUGUUGCCGGGCAAAGAUGGCCACUCGCCGUCCAAAGUACGCAAAAUCAUCAAGCACGAGAAGAGCGACACGGAUGAGGCCCCCUCUUCAUUGAUCAACCUGAGGCACGCCCCCAUGAUGCCGGAGCGUGAGAGUGACAAGGGCGACCAAGGCCGCCGCCCCGAAAAACCGGAGAGGCCCACGUUGGUUACCGGGGCCGGAUCGCACGAAAGCACCACCCCGUCCAUUCUCGGUAAGAAGAAAAAACACCUGGACAAACCCACGGUCAAGGACAAGGUCAAGGACGGGUCUAGCGGCCUGAGCUCCGCGCCUGGAUCUCCACCUCAGCCCCAGCGACGCCGCCGUUUGUCGAAUGCCCACUCGAGGUCGGAUUCUGAGACAGCGCCUGUGGACUCGACAAAACCCUCGACGAAAGACAAAAGCAAACCGCUCGACAAGGCGGUGCCUCCCAAGCGCAAAGCGCCGAGGCCCGACUCUGACGACGAGGCCGAGAACCGCAAGAUCCGGCGCCAACGCACCUCGGGCUCUGUUCACCGCCGCAGCGCCUCGACGCAGCUUCUCACGCACUCUAAUGGUUUAAGCCAGAAGAAGAAGCGGGUACCGGCUCCGCUCCAGUCGACCGACUACCACUCGGACGACUCGUCAGCGAGUGGCAGCCCACACCCGCGCAGCUCCAAACUUCGCGGAUUGGCGACUCCCGCCACCGCCGAUUCCACCGUUUCUCCUGCCAAAAUGGCGCCGCACAAGAAGCAUCUCGAUGCCCACGGCCAGACCUUUCUUGCUAGAGCUUGCGCUAAGGGUGAGUACGACACAGCAAAACAUAGGCUACAGGACCGUCCCGAGGACAUCAACGUGGCCGACUAUGCUGGCAACACGCCGCUGCAGAUCGCUGCACUUAAUGGCUACGACGAUAUUGUUAAGCUGCUCGUGGAAGCCGGUUGCAACCUCGACUGCGUCAACAAUGACAAAGACACCCCUCUGCUAGACGCCGUGGAGAACGGCCACUUGGACGUCGUCAAGAUCCUUCUCGAUGCCGGCGUGAACCCCCGCAAGGCCAACGCGUACGGCCAGGAGCCGAUCGAUCGGGUGAACGAUGAGCUUGACUUUGCGGAUGAGAUUAGAGGGGCUCUGAACGACGCCAAGCAGAAGAUGGGCGAGCGACGACGAACCUCGGAAGAGCAUCAUACAGACUUGGCGGAUGCUCGCUCAUCGUACGGCCCCGACAGUCCGAGGAGGUCACCCGGUGCACCGAGCUCCAUCCACGCCGGCGCCGGCCGGAGAGCCGGUACCGUCCGCGCGACCAAGACUAGUAAUCAUCUGCUAUACAUGCCCAUGGACGACAAGACCCUUCGUUCGGCGGCCGCCCGUGGCGACGAGGAGACGGUGACGCGCAUUCUGCAAGUGAGGGAAAACUUCGACGACCCGGAAUCCAUGGUUGCCGCCGCUAGAGGGGGUCAUGAUAUUGUCAUGCAGCUCUUGCUAGCGUUGGGGAGGGCGAAUCCUGAUCCGUUACCCAUCCCGAGUCCGAACAGCGAGCACUCGACCCCCAUGUUGGCCGCGAUUGGCCAGGAAAACAUCAAGGUCGUUCGGCUUCUUCUCGACCAGACCGAUUUCGACCCUACCCGUCGGAUCAAAGGAGAGGCCUAUCACGAAAUUGCGAGAAGGCGCCGGGGCCCAAACUGGAUGGAGGAAGAACACAUGCUGAAGGACGCAUACGACGAGCAUCGGAAGUCGCACAAGGAUAUCUCAAAAAACCGAUCACCCAACAGGCGAGAAGUAGACCGCGAGCCGAGGCGCAGGCUGGAAACGAGGGACGAGUCCGCCAAACCUCUCAAAAGGAAGGCCAUAAGCCCGACAAGGGAGGUCAAAAGACUUACCGCUGCCAAACUCUCGGCUAGCCCCAAGGAGAAGCGACGAGCCAGCUCUUUUACCGCCCACCAAGAUGACCAGACCUCCCCGAAACGCGGGCCUGGA